Molecule: messenger RNA, 1063 nt
Organism: Micromonas commoda
Lineage: Eukaryota; Viridiplantae; Chlorophyta; Mamiellophyceae; Mamiellales; Mamiellaceae
Exons: 1
Coding region: 24-953 (309 amino acids)
Source: RefSeq, a predicted model, not a curated record
CAUCACCCAACUCGAACGUCGCCAUGGCCAGCUCCGAACGGGAUUCUACCGUGAUCGUCCCCGAUAACCUCGAGGAGGUGCGGGCGAGGCUCGAGGCUAGGAGGAAGAAGCAGCUCGAGCGCGCAAUCGCAGCUCGUGCCGAUUACGAGAAACGAAUGGAGGAGGAGAAGGCGGCAGCGGCCAAGCGGGCGGAGGAGGCUAAAAACCCUCAGAAGAACAAGGCCGACGGGAAGAAGGAGUAUCCCAAGCCCAAGCCACAGGGCGAGAUGAGCCCGACGCAGCAACAGAAGCAGAACGGCCAGGGGAAGAAGGGCGGGUCCGCGCCGGGCGUCAGCGCCAAAAUUAUCGCCAAGAAUCCCGCGGCUGCCGCGCCGAAGGCUUCGGCGAUAGACGCCAACGCCAAGUUCCUCGCCGCCGCAGCAGCUCGCGCCGCCUCGGUGGAUGACGGCGCCACACUCGAGCCCACCAUCGGGGCCGGCAACGCGCGGAAACCCAAGGCCAACACGCCCGCGGAUCCCAAGUCGUUCGAGGAGAUCAUGGCUGAGAAGCAGGCCAAGCCGGCGGAGGCGGCUGACCCGAACCUGAAGACGAAGACCAUGACGGUGAAGAGCGGAGACGAGGAGCUCGAGAUCAAGUACUCGGUGCACGUUCCGGAGGAGGCGAAGAAACGGCUGGAGGAGCGCAAGCGGGCGCGGGAGGAGGCGAAGGGAUCGCCCGCGCCCGAGGACAAGGCACCCGCGGCUGAGUCAGCGAAGGAGCCCGAGCCGCCCGCCGAGGAGGAGAAACCGAAGAAGAAGGCGAAGGCGGCGGAGGCUAAGGAAGACGCGCCGGACUUCUCGGGCAUGAAGGUGGCCGACCUCAAGAAGGAGCUCGUCAAGAGGGAGCUGCCGGUCAACGGCCUGAAGGCUGAGCUGAUUGCCCGGCUCAACGAAUACGAGGCGAGUCGAGCGUGAUCGAAGCCGAUCGAGUCGGGCGUACGCUGUGCAUAUAGCCCUGUUCAUACUAGCCCAUGCGACAGAAAGCGAGUCACGGUGUGAUGAAUACCACAUCUACUAUCUAACAC